Molecule: messenger RNA, 1206 nt
Organism: Aspergillus ruber CBS 135680
Lineage: Eukaryota; Fungi; Ascomycota; Eurotiomycetes; Eurotiales; Aspergillaceae
Product: S-adenosyl-L-methionine-dependent methyltransferase
Exons: 4
Coding region: 1-1206 (401 amino acids)
Molecular function (GO): O-methyltransferase activity
Source: RefSeq, a predicted model, not a curated record
AUGGAUUUCUCCGCACUUAUUGAGUCAAUCAACACGGCAGCUGUGACUUCUGGCCCUAGCAGCGUGAACGACAAUGAGCGCAGGGAACUGCUUCAAGCUUGUGAGAAAUUGCGGAAUGCAUACGAGACGUCUCUGGACGUUGUCUCCCGGCUGUAUUACUCUAGUCCUCAGGCGAUCGUGCUCCGACUGGGAGUUGACAAUGAAGUUAUUCGAUGCUAUGGUCGAGCUCUUAGACGAGAGCAUGGAUGGGGAAGUCAACAUUCAGCAACUUGCAGAAGAGACAGAUGCAGAACCCUGCUUCUAGCACGAAUUAUGAGAUUCUUGGCCGCCAUGGGGAUUGUCCGCGAGGUCUCUAAUGACAGUUUCACCUCAACUCUUUCGACAGCAAUGUUUAUCUCGAGCUCACCUCUUGCAGCAGUCCUGGUUCAUGGGUACUACUCACUACCUUACCGUCCUGUCAAAGCUCCCCGAUACUUCGCACAGAAAGGAUGGAAGAUCCCAGAUGAUGCGGACGAUGAUCCAUUCCAAUUCGCCAUGGGUACUCGAUCCCAUUUUUUCGACUUCCUUUCGUCAAAGCAAUACUACCAGCAAGCGUUCAAUACCACCAUGACUACCUCGUUUCGAAGGAAGGGUCAAGGCUGGUUUAUCUUCUUUCCUGUAGAUGAGAAGAUACGUGUUGAAGAUCCUAUGGCUCCUUUGUUGGUCGACAUCGGCGGCGGUAAGGGUGAGGAUAUUCUUGCCUUCCGAGACAGGUUUCCACAUUUGCUGGGAAAGCUCAUCUUACAAGACCUGUCUGUGGUUGUUGAAGGAAUCAAGGACACAAUGCCGCCAGUCGAAGCGCAAGGAUACAAUUUCUUCGACGAACGACCCGUUAAAGGAGCCAAGGCGUACUACUUGCGCACAGUCCUGCAUGGCUGGCCCAAUAAGCAAACUCUUCAGAUCCUAGGGCGAGUAUGCGAGGCUAUGAUUCCAGAGUCGUUAUUGUUGCUCAAUGAGGUUCUGGUACUGGGGAUAAAUCGAUCCUCGUCUUCUGCCGCAGUGGAUUUGGUGAUGAUGACUUCAUAUGCUGCAUUGGAGCGGACGCAGGCGCAGUUCGAGACAUUAUUGAAUGAGGCUGGAUUCAAGUUAAUCAAUGUUUGGAGGCCUGAAGGAACAAAGAUCGAGUCAUCGCAGGCAGUGCUGUUAGAGGCUCGUCUGAAGCGAUGA